AAGCAGCAGCUAGUACCAACUGCUAUACCAAGAAUUAUAUUUGAAACAAUUAUUUAAAGCAACAGAAGAGCCUAAAAGAAACAAAUAUACCUUUUCUUAAAUAUACCAUUUCCGAAAAGAGAAGAAACUCAACAGAUACCUCUUUUACAGAACUGGAUAUAUGGAAAAAUGUUCCUCUCUAAUACAACAGGCUUUUGAUGGACAGGAGUUCCCAAGUGUCAUGCCCACCAACAAACUAUAAGAUGACCACAUCUUACAAUCAAGCUCAACCUCGUUCUUCUAACAGCUCAUAUCCGGACGAAUACAAAAUUGCAGCCCUUGUCUUCUAUAGCUGUGUCUUCAUAAUUGGAUUAUUUGUUAAUGUCACUGCCUUAUGGGUUUUCAGUUGUACCACCAAGAAGAGAACCACUGUAACCAUCUAUAUGAUGAACGUGGCACUACUUGACCUAAUAUUUAUAAUGAGCUUACCCUUUAAAAUGUUUUAUUAUGUAAAAGGUGAAUGGCCAUUUGGAGAGUACUUCUGCCAGAUUCUUGGGGCACUCACAAUGUUUUAUCCAAGUAUUGCUCUAUGGCUUCUUGCUUUCAUUAGUGCUGACAGAUACAUGGCCAUUGUGCAGCCAAAAUAUGCCAAAGAACUUAAAAAAACAUGCAAAGCCGUGCUAGCAUGUGUGGGAGUCUGGAUAAUGACCCUGACAACCACCAUCCCACUCCUACUGCUUUAUGAAGACCCGGAUAAAGCCUCCACCCCUGCCACCUGCCUGAAGAUUUCUGACAUCAUCCACUUAAAAGCUAUUAACAUACUGAACUUCACUCGACUGACUUUUUUUUUCUUAAUUCCUCUGUUCAUCAUGAUUGGGUGCUACCUGGUCAUUAUUCAUAGUCUCCUUCAUGGUAGGACAUCUAAACUGAAACCAAAAGUCAAGGAGAAGUCUAUAAGGAUCAUCAUCACACUCAUGGUGCAGGUGCUCAUCUGCUUUGUGCCUUUCCACAUUUGUUUUGCUGUCCUGAUGUUGGAUGGGGAUGAGAACAGUUACAAUCCCUGGGGAGCCUUUACCACCUUCCUCAUGAACCUCAGUACCUGUCUGGAUGUGAUUCUAUACUACAUUGUUUCAAAACAAUUUCAGGCUCGAGUCAUUAGUGUCAUGCUAUACCGCAAUUACCUUCGAAGUGUGCGCAGAAAAAGCUUCCGAUCGGGUAGUUUACGGUCACUAAGCAACAUAAAUAGUGAAAUGUUAUGAAAAAAUUUUU
Pteronotus mesoamericanus is the source of this 1248-nucleotide messenger RNA. It is a transcript of the gene GPR18, whose product is annotated as G protein-coupled receptor 18. Gene Ontology annotation, biological process: positive regulation of Rho protein signal transduction; phospholipase C-activating G protein-coupled receptor signaling pathway. Lineage: Eukaryota; Metazoa; Chordata; Mammalia; Chiroptera; Mormoopidae. The record is from RefSeq and is a predicted model, not a curated record. The transcript is spliced from 2 exons. Bases 198 to 1238 code for a protein of 346 amino acids. Gene Ontology annotation, molecular function: G protein-coupled receptor activity. Gene Ontology annotation, cellular component: plasma membrane.